Molecule: messenger RNA, 1191 nt
Organism: Centruroides sculpturatus (bark scorpion)
Lineage: Eukaryota; Metazoa; Arthropoda; Arachnida; Scorpiones; Buthidae
Exons: 1
Coding region: 1-1191 (396 amino acids)
Source: RefSeq, a predicted model, not a curated record
AUGUCUCACGUGAAUAACUUGACUCAAAUUGGAUCGGCUACCAGUAGCAACGGAUCAACCAAUGUUUUGGAGGACAAAAUCCUAAGCGAAGCAAACCAACAUUUUAUGAGAAUUCUGAACCUAUUGCCAGAAAAAUAUGGCAAUAACAUCAGAACAAAAGAGAGAAAAGAAGUCCGUGAAAGAGUUAUGCGAUUGUUCUCAUGCUUGGAGCAAUUCCAUGGUAUUCUACAGGAAGCCCGCACAACCUCACAGAAGAGUCCUACAACCAAUGUUUCAACUAACCUACCUGUCUCCUAUGCAGAUGUGACAAAAAUGAAUACUAGGCCCACGUCUACAACUAGGACCAUUAAUAGAUCUUUAAAGAGUAAAUUGGACAAUGAGGGCAGCGGGGGAAGUGUUGCCCUCAUAUUGUAUCCAAAGACAGAUGUAGAGGGAGAAACUAUUAACAUGCAACAGAUAGAAAAUAGCAUAAUAAAGAAAAUCAAACCACAUGACCUGAAAAUUCAAGUGAAGGCAAUAAAGAGAGUGAAAGGAGAUGGCAUCUGCUUCAGAACCAACUCGCAUAAGGAUGCCGAAACUCUCUCCAACGCAAUUGAAAAACUUCCUGAAGUAUCAGGUAAAAUCAAGGGAAAAAUUUCUGAGGGAAGACGCCCUAGAAUAAUAUUGAAUAAUGUACCCAUCUCCGUGGACGAACCAGACCUCAUCCCAAUGGUAUUUGAUCAAAACAAGGCCCUCCAGGUUGUUCCUAGAGAAGAGUUCAUACAAAACACACGGAUCAGCACGGUCCUCUAUAGAAACAGUGCAAAAGAGAACUGUAGACACAUCAUUCUGUCUACAGCUCCUAGGAUCAGGGACGCCUUCGUUAGAUCCAAACAUAUAGCGGUGGAAUGGACAAACAUAUUCGUAAAUGAUUACAUCCCACUGGUGAGAUGUUACCAGUGCUGUGGGUACAACCACAUCUCAACCAGCUGUCCAGACAAACAAAAAUGCAGCCACUGUGCAAAAGGGCACAGAUUUGCAGAUUGCCAAAGACUGAAUCAAAACCCUACCUGCACCAAUUGCAAGGCUGCCAACAAAGGCCUCCUCGCUCACGAAAAAUUGCCGACGGAUCAUAAUGCCUUCCAUCCCCAAUGUCCAAUCACUCAAAAAAUGAAGUCACAGACCAUACGCCAAACUAACUAUGGGCUCUAG